Messenger RNA from Brassica napus (rape), 1713 nucleotides. RefSeq names its product kinesin-like protein KIN-14Q. The record is from RefSeq and is a predicted model, not a curated record. The transcript has 6 exons. Gene Ontology annotation, biological process: microtubule-based movement. Gene Ontology annotation, molecular function: microtubule motor activity; microtubule binding; ATP binding. Lineage: Eukaryota; Viridiplantae; Streptophyta; Magnoliopsida; Brassicales; Brassicaceae. The coding region runs from base 200 to 1486 and encodes 428 amino acids.
AAGUUCAUAUCAUGUUCUUUGCAGAUUUGAGAUAAGGCAAGUAAAUGAAGGGAACCACCACGUACCAGGAUUGGUUGAAGCACGAGUGACAAGCAUAGAGGAGGUUUGGGAUGUGUUGAAAACAGGAAGUAAUGCAAGGGCUGUAGGGAAAACGACGGCUAAUGAGCACAGCAGCCGAUCUCACUGCAUACACUGCGUCAUGGUAAAAGGGGAGAAUUUGUUGACUGGAGAAUGCACAAAAAGCAAACUAUGGUUAGUUGAUUUAGCAGGAAGCGAACGGGUUGCAAAGACAGAAGUGCAAGGAGAACGGCUCAAGGAGACUCAAAGCAUCAACAAAUCAUUAUCUGCUCUUGGUGAUGUCAUAUAUGCUCUUGCCAAUAAAAGCUCUCACAUUCCUUUCAGAAAUUCAAAGCUCACCCACUUACUUCAGGAUUCUCUAGGAGGAGAUUCGAAGACCCUCAUGUUUGUACAAAUCAGUCCUAACGAGAAAGACAACAGCGAAACGCUAUGCUCACUGAAUUUUGCUAGUAGAGUUAGAGGGAUAGAGCUGGGGCCUGCAAAGAAGCAGCUAGACAAUACUGAACUCUUGAAAUACAAGCAAAUGGUUGAGAAAUGGAAGCAAGAUAUGAAAGUAAAAGACGAACAGAUGAGGAAAAUGGAGGAAACGAUGUUCGGUUUAGAAGCGAAGGUCAAGGAACGAGACAUUAAGAACAAAACUCUUCAAGAAAAGGUUAAAGAACUUGAAUUGCAACUGCUAGUAGAGAGGAAGCUGGCUCGUCAACAUGUAGACACCAAGAUUGCUGAGUAUCAGACGAAACAACAGAACGGAGAUGAAAACAUCCCAUCAAAGAGGCCACCACUUGCAACCAUACCGUUGGGAAGCAACAAGAGCUCAAAUGAAACCUCAACUUCGAAAGAAAUGGUGAAUCUAAACCGACCGCCACUCUCAGAGAGCACCACCACCAGCAAUGAUCUACCGCCUUUACCUAACGGUUGCGUCAAGUACAACGACCUCAUGGAGAAGGAGAACAACAAUCCAGAAAUGGCUGAGCGGUUGCAAAUAUCCAAGAGUACAGGGAGAUUCUCCGUUUGUCCAAAGCGUAUUCUACCACCUCCAGCUCCAAGAAGGAGCACUCUUGCCCCUAUGCCAUACUUUCCAAUCACAUCAACUUCGCCAUCAAGGCCUCAUGAAAAGAGCGGCACUAGCCAGGUGCUACGCAUCAGCCCCAAGUUGCGUAAAAGCAACGGGAAGAUGCUGAGCAGCAUACUGAGACGGAGCAUGCAAAAGAGAAUGCAUAUGAAACCUUACCAGAGACAGCAGCCGUUGAGAAGAGUUGGCAUUAAUGUAGGAAUGGAGAAAGUUAGGUUGUCUAUAGGAAGCAGAGGAAGGUUAGCUCACAGAGUUUUGCUAACCAAUGCUCGCAAGGCAGGUCUAAAGGAAACACCACUGAAACAGAUACAGAAGGAGAAAGAGAGAUGGAUCUGACCCUAGGACAUAACUUCUCAUCCAGUUAGAAUUAUUCGAGGAUGAUUGACACUUUAUCAUCCUCAUGUGUUGUUUGUGGAUUUGAUUUGAUCCUACUGUAUAGAUGUAUUUGAUUGGCCCUUGUGAGUACAUUGGAAAUGAUUUUAUUGGGAGUCUAGUUGGUUUUCAUUAAGACAUAGACUCUAUUUUGUUAAACAUUUCAUAUAAGAAACAAAACUUCUCAGACA